ACCACCUCUCCUCUCCUCUCCUUUCUUCCACCACCACCCCCUGAAUCCCUUCCAGAAUCAGAGCGUCUGCUCUCUGAUGAGUCCUUAGUGUGACCAGGUGCUACGGCAAUCCGCGUCGAACACCUGUCUGCCUGUCUUUCGGCUGUGGAACCCCUGUGUUUCAAUCACUUCUACUUUCCUUCCUCCUCUUCCUCCCAUCUUCAUCUCUGAACCCUGCGAUCUCUUCCAAUCCCCAAUGUUGAGAGCUACAACAACCAAGAGCGCCAGCGUGCUGCGCGGCUCGGCCUGCUCGGCCUGCCGCCGCUCGCUGUCGCUGGCCUCGACGCCCAAGAAUGGCCUCGCCUCUGUCGGACAGAAACUGAGUCUGGCGGCACGGAGACCGCUGGCUGUCGUGGAUGCUCGUCGUCGCUAUGCGGCUGCUGCUGGAGUGGACCCCAACGAUUCCUUCCUGCAGGGCAAUACGGCCAACUAUAUCGAUGAAAUGUACAUGGCGUGGAAGGACGACCCGACCAGCGUGCACAUCUCGUGGCAGACCUACUUCCGCAACAUGGAGGAGGGCAAGAUGCCCAUGUCGCAGGCCUUCCAGCCGCCGCCGACCCUCGUGCCCACCCCGACCGGUGGUGUUCCUCAGGAUAUGCCGGGCGCUGGGCUGGCCUUUGCUGCCGGCUCGGAUCUUACCAACCAUCUGAAGGUCCAGCUGCUGGUUCGCGCCUACCAGGCUCGCGGCCACCACAAGGCCAAGAUCGACCCCCUGGGCAUCCGCGGCGAGGCCGACGCCUUUGGCUACAACAAGCCCAAGGAGCUCGAGCUCGACCACUACGGCUUCACCGAGAAGGACCUCGACCAGGAGUUCGCCCUGGGGCCUGGCAUCCUGCCGCGCUUCGCCACCGAGGAGCGGAAGAAGAUGACCCUGCGCGAGAUCAUCGCCACCUGUGAGAAGAUCUACUGCGGCUCCUACGGCGUCGAGUAUAUCCACAUCCCCGACCGCAAGCCCUGCGACUGGAUCCGGGACCGCUUCGAGAUCCCCGAGCCCUACCAGUACUCGGUCGACGACAAGCGUCGCAUCCUCGACCGCCUCAUCUGGUCUUCCAGCUUCGAGUCCUUCCUCACCACCAAGUUCCCCAACGACAAGCGCUUCGGUCUCGAGGGCUGCGAGACCCUCGUCCCCGGUAUGAAGGCCCUCAUCGACCGCAGUGUCGACUACGGCGUCAAGGAUAUCGUCAUCGGCAUGCCCCAUCGUGGCCGUCUCAACGUGCUGUCCAACGUGGUCCGCAAGCCGAACGAGUCCAUCUUCAGCGAGUUCGCUGGCUCCGCCGAGCCCUCGGACGAGGGCUCCGGUGAUGUCAAGUACCACCUGGGUAUGAACUUUGAGCGGCCCACCCCGUCCGGCAAGCGUGUCCAGCUGUCGCUCGUCGCCAACCCCUCCCACCUCGAGGCCGAAGACCCCGUCGUGCUGGGCAAGACCCGUUCCAUCCAGCACUACAACAACGACGAGACCAAGUUCGACUCGGCCAUGGGUGUCCUCCUGCACGGUGACGCCGCCUUUGCCGCCCAGGGUGUCGUCUACGAGACCAUGGGCUUCCACUCCCUGCCCGCCUACUCCACCGGCGGUACCAUCCACAUCGUCGUCAACAACCAGAUCGGUUUCACCACCGACCCGCGCUUCGCUCGCUCCACCCCGUACUGCUCCGACAUCGCCAAGGCGAUCGACGCCCCCGUCUUCCACGUCAACGCCGACGACGUCGAGGCCGUCAACUACGUCUGCCAGGUCGCGGCCGACUGGCGCGCCGAGUUCAAGCGCGACGUCGUCAUCGACAUCGUCUGCUACCGCAAGCAGGGCCACAACGAGACCGACCAGCCCGCCUUCACCCAGCCCCUCAUGUACAAGCGCAUCGCCUCCCAGCAGAGCCAGCUCGACAAGUACGUCGAGAAGCUCAUCGCCGAGGGCACCUUCACCAAGGCCGACAUCGACGAGCACAAGAAGUGGGUCUGGGGCAUGCUCAACGACUCCUUCGACCGCAGCAAGGACUACCAGCCCACCGGCAAGGAGUGGCUGACCUCCGCCUGGAACGGCUUCAAGACCCCCAAGGAGCUGGCCACCGAGGUCCUGCCGCACCUGCCCACGGGCGUCGACGUCACCCUCCUGCGCCACAUCGCCAACAAGGUCUCCGGCGCCCCCGACGACUUCACCGUCCACCGCAACCUCAAGCGUAUUCUUGCCACCCGCAAGAAGUCCGUCGAUGAGGGUGAGAAUAUCGACUGGGCGACCGCAGAGGCCCUCGCCUUUGGCUCCCUCGUCUCCGAGGGCUACCACGUCCGUGUCUCCGGUCAGGAUGUCGAGCGUGGUACCUUCUCCCAGCGUCACGCCGUCCUCCACAACCAGGAUACCGAGGCCACCUACACCCCUCUGCAGAACAUCGAUCCCAAGCAGGGCAGCUUUGUCAUCUCCAACUCUUCUCUGAGUGAAUUCGGAGCUCUCGGCUUCGAGUACGGAUACUCGCUGACUUCGCCGAAUGCCCUGGUCAUGUGGGAGGCCCAGUUCGGUGACUUUGCCAACAACGCACAGUGCAUCAUUGAUCAGUUCAUUGCCUCUGGUGAAUCAAAAUGGCUGCAGCGCUCUGGUCUCGUCAUCUCCCUCCCUCACGGUUAUGAUGGCCAAGGCCCCGAACACUCGUCCGGCCGUCUGGAGCGCUGGCUGCAGCUCUCUAACGAAGAGCCUCGUGUCUUCCCCAGCCAGGCCAAGCUGGACCGCCAGCACCAAGAUAUCAACAUGCAGAUCGCCUACAUGACCACUCCGGCCAAUCUGUUCCACAUCCUCCGUCGCCAGAUCCACCGCCAAUUCCGCAAGCCUUUGGUUAUCUUCUUCUCGAAAUCUCUGCUGCGUCACCCCAUCGCUCGGUCCAGUAUUGAGGACAUCACCGGUGACUCGCACUUCCAGUGGAUCAUCCCCGACCCGGCCCACGGCAAGGAGAUCGACGAGCCGGAGAAGAUCGAGCGCGUCAUCCUGUGCUCUGGUCAGGUGUACGCUGCGCUGGUCAAGCACCGUGACACCAACGGUAUCCGCAACACCGCCAUCACUCGUAUUGAGCAGCUGAACCCCUUCCCUUGGGCCCAGCUCCGCGAUAACCUGGACAGCUACCCCAACGCCAAGAACAUUGUCUGGUGCCAGGAGGAGCCCCUCAACGCCGGUGCCUGGAGCUUCACCCAGCCCCGUAUCGAGACCCUGCUGAACGCCACGGAGCACCACAACCGCCGCCACGUCCUCUACGCCGGUCGCGCUCCCAGUGCCUCGGUUGCCACUGGUCUCAAGUCGGUGCAUCUGAAGGAGGAGCAGGACCUGCUUGAGGACGCCUUCACUAUCCACCAGGACCGCCUCAAGGGGGAGUAAGUUAGUCUUAAGUCUUGCACCGUUGGUAGAUUCUCGUGGAUCUCUUCUUUCCUUUGUAUGAUUUUUUUUCCCUUUGUUCUUUUUUUUUCUUAUCUCUUGGUCCCUGUUUCGCUAUAUUUAUCUAUUCGUCUGCCUCUCUUAGCUGCUCAUCUGCAUGG
Messenger RNA from Penicilliopsis zonata CBS 506.65, 3546 nucleotides. RefSeq lists its product as hypothetical. Gene Ontology annotation, biological process: tricarboxylic acid cycle. Gene Ontology annotation, molecular function: oxoglutarate dehydrogenase (succinyl-transferring) activity; thiamine pyrophosphate binding. NCBI's taxonomy places the organism in Eukaryota, Fungi, Ascomycota, Eurotiomycetes, Eurotiales, Aspergillaceae. The record is from RefSeq and is a predicted model, not a curated record. The transcript is spliced from 5 exons. The coding region runs from base 236 to 3388 and encodes 1050 amino acids. Gene Ontology annotation, cellular component: oxoglutarate dehydrogenase complex; mitochondrion.